UUUCCCGUCAGUCCGUCACAUUGAGAAACGACGACGUUUAAUAGGUUUCAAAACCUGACGUCGUCAUCUUCACCCGUCGUCACUCGUGUGUUUGACGAGAUUUUGGUUUCUGAGGGUUUUGAUCUCUGCAAUGGCGAAUCUAAUGCAUAGAUUCUUCAAGAACAACAAGUCUUGCUUCAAUUCAAUCCAAAGGCUUACUACUACUCCGUCUCUCUUCACAUACCAGAAGCCCUUCAUCAACAACAACAACAUCGAAUCUAUUAUUCAGAAACCCGAUCCAGUUUCUUUUGCUAAUCCCGUGAUUACACUCUCCGGGAAUGAAUUCAAUCAACCUAUGCAGUUUUACCCUAGUUUCUCCAUGGGGUUAUGCUUGAAUCCCAAAAUGAUUCAAGGUCUGGAUCUAGCUGAAACAGCGUCGUUGGAGGAGGAAGAGGAUGCGAAGGAGAACGUGAUUUACGCUGAUAGUGUGAAGAAGAAGAGGAAGAAGAAGAUGAACAAGCACAAGUAUAGGAAACUCAGGAAACAGCUUGGUCGCAAGUCGUAGAAUUUGCUGCUGCUUUAUCCAUUUUUUUUACUAUUCCGGUGAGAAGUUUGCUCCUUUUAUAUCUUCUGAAUGACUGAGAUUCAAAGGAUGAACCUUUUUCUUGAAUUAGAACAAAAAGUUUCUAUAUUCCAUUGCAUUGUCAUUAGUCUGUGUUCAUCGUUUGUUCUGCCAACACAUUUCUAAUAAAACUUUUGCGCAAUUCACAUCA
Arabidopsis lyrata subsp. lyrata is the source of this 752-nucleotide messenger RNA. RefSeq names its product mitochondrial mRNA-processing protein COX24. The record is from RefSeq and is a predicted model, not a curated record. Lineage: Eukaryota; Viridiplantae; Streptophyta; Magnoliopsida; Brassicales; Brassicaceae. The transcript has a single exon. Gene Ontology annotation, biological process: mRNA processing. Bases 131 to 544 code for a protein of 137 amino acids.